Messenger RNA from Papaver somniferum (opium poppy), 1409 nucleotides. RefSeq lists its product as uncharacterized. Bases 26 to 1201 code for a protein of 391 amino acids. The record is from RefSeq and is a predicted model, not a curated record. Lineage: Eukaryota; Viridiplantae; Streptophyta; Magnoliopsida; Ranunculales; Papaveraceae. The transcript is spliced from 2 exons.
UCUCUUUUCUGCUGAAACCCUAAAAAUGGAGGAAAUCGAGAAUUCUUCAACGCCACAAUCUAUGGAUCGAGAAGUUGAUUCGAUAGAUUCAUCGUCUAAUUCGCAAUCUAUAGUUAAUUCUUCUCAUAGAAAUUUAGCGAUCGAGAGAUCAAGAUCGUCAUUUCUAAAUGAGCAUCAAACUUCAGUUUCUCAACCUCUACCUUCUCCUAUUUCAGAUCUUAGAGCUUCACCUCAAAUCGAGGCUUCUCAACCCCUAACUUCAGCAAGAGAGCAUUCAGGUUAUAGAUCGUCGGCUCCUGUUGAUAGAUCUGGAGAUGUUCCUGAAUCUUCUCAUCCUUCACUUAGAACAAAAAGAAGAGAAGAUGAUCCAUCUUCAAUUGCUGAUUCAGAACCUUCACCUUCAGAAGGAGGAGCUGAUGAGUCAACAGCUGAAAUCACUCAGCCGGUACAGGAGUUGAUCAAUAACUUGAAGGAUCUCCACAAAGAAUUAUGUUCUACAAAGGGGGUCAGCUGGUUUGUUGGCGGAGGAUUUAAACUCAGCAAAGAUGCUCUAAAAGUAUUCAAAUCCAAGUUCACUCCAGAUAAAAAGAAGAGACCUAACUGGAUGACACGCAAUUCGUAUAGAGGAUUCAAAGAACAAAUGCGGAAGUUUAGAUUUAAGAAACCGCCGCCUGUUUAUAAUUCAACAUACAGGCAUGAUCAACAUGAGUUCGUACACAAGGAUUUCAAAAGACAUGAUCCUGAUAUUGUAUCCAUAGUGUUGAAUCGGAGGACUGUUUGUAAAAACAAAGAACCUCCAUCCCCAGAGAUCAGUUCUGGAGGUCCUCUGUUACAGUCCGAUGACUCCCUCUAUUCAGACGACUCACUCUCUUCUUCGUCACCAUUUCAAGCGCAUCAUUCUUCAGCAGGUCAAGCAGCUAGUGGAGCGUUAGAGUAUGGUGAUGAUAGUACUAAGCUGGAAUUCCUUGAAGGGUUUCAUUCGUAUCUUCGCGGAGAAGAAGAUGAAGGUGUCACAGUCGAAAAUGGUUUUUUAUUCACAGUUCGCGCAUAUGAGAGAUUCAAGUCGCUCAUCCGUCUUCCUCCUGGCGGCGAGAAACCGAGGUGGUUGAGUAUCACUGAAGAGAGUCAAUUUUUUGAUUUAAUGCGGAAUUUUGUAAGUGUUUCUCUCAAACUCGUGACUAUCUGUUUAUUUUAUUUUUGAUCAAGCUUAAAAACUUGUUGGAAUUGGAAUUCGAAGUGAUGUUGGUAAAUUUGGAUGUGAUUGUUGUAGCAAGCGGCUUAUGAACUUAAGCCUUGUUGAUGGAAGGUUUUUGUCUUGUGGAGACAUUGAAACAAACAUUUAGAAAUGUGUAAUGAGCAAUUGGGAUCAGUACCACCGUAAUCCAGCAGAGAUUAUGUGUCCAUGUUAU